AUGAAAUAUAAGGUUAAAGACAUCGAUGCCGAGAGUCACCACUCCGGGAAGACUUCAGACAGAAACUUAGAAGAAAAAUUAGAACGCACUGUGCGAUGUUCGUCGGUGCUGAUCUGCGCACUUGGUAUAUCCCUCAUAGCACUCGCCGUCUACACCGCAGUGCUCGUGCUCACUGAAUACCGGAGCCCACGCCCAUGUCUCAGCGAAGAAUGCGUAGGAACUGCCUCCAGAAUUCUCAAAGCACUAAACAAAGACGUCAACCCAUGCACCGAUUUCUACGAAUUUGCUUGCGGUGGAUGGAUCAAACAAAACCCUGUACCUGACUGGGCGACGUCUUGGGACCAACUAGCCAGGUUAAGGGAACAGUUAGUCAUGGACCUCAGGGAACUAUUGGAGGCUAAAAGUGAUGAGGGAUUACCGGAGAGUGUGGUGAAAGCCAAGUCGCUGUAUAGAACCUGUGUUAAUACUGAGAAACUAGAAGUCGACGGAAUCAAGCCCAUCGAAGGUAUCCUGCAAAGGCUGGGCUUACCUCCUCGUCCACCUACGGAGAGUACUGCCAACUUUUCGUGGGUAGAAGUCGCCGGUCUUGGAAGAAGAGUUCUUGGACUAAAUGUGCUGCUUAGUGUGCAAGUCGCAGAAGAUGUCAGAAACACCAGCAGAAAUCGUGUGGUUAUCGAACAAGUAUCACCAGGUUUCAGCGACCGUUAUCUCCUUCAACCAGAACAAUUCUCCCACGAGUUGGAGCAGUACCACAAAUACAUUAAGUCCAUGAUCAGCAUUGCGGACAAUACAACCGAUGCGGGACAGUUUGCUGACGAUAUCAUCGACUUUAGCAAGAAAUUGGCUAAGAUAAUGACACCAGUUGAAGUGAGGCGUAGCGGCACCCACCUGUUCCACGAAGUGAGCGUUCAGCAGCUUAUACAAGGAUCGAGUAGCGGACCUGUACAGUGGAAAGAGCACGAUUGGAAGCGUUACUUGGAGCUGGUUUUCUCAAACACGAGCGUGGAACUGCACCCGAACACAGACCGAGUGAUCGUCAUGGACCUGCCUUAUCUGCAGAAGUUGUCCAUCCUGCUCUCUGACACUAAACCAGUGAUUAUCGAGCGGUUCCUGUGGUGGAGCGUGUUCUCGACGAUGGCGCCGAUGACGCUGGGCGCGUUCCGCGAGCUGGGCUUCGAGUUCUCUCGCGCCGUGUUCGGGCUGCAGCAGCGCACCCCGCGCUGGAAGAGCUGCACCGCCAACGUCAACGCCAACUUCGGCGUCGCGCUCAGCUACCUCUACGUCAAGACGCACUUCGACACCACCUCGCGCCAGAAGGCAAUAGAAAUGAUAGAGGAUGUUCGGUCAGCCUUCGCCGAGGCAGUCCAAGAGUUAGACUGGAUGGAUUCCAGCACCAGACUGAAGACCCUGAGCAAACUUAAGGCCAUCCGAAAUUUUGUGGGCUUCCCAUCGUGGUUACUCACUCAUGAACAACUGGAUAAGCAUUAUAAACAUGCGUCUGUCAUGGAAGGGAACUUGUUUGAAACGUAUUUGAUAUUGACGUCGGCUGCCGUUAAGAAGUCUUUGGAGUCUCUCAGAGAAAAACCGGAUAGGAACAGGUGGGUGGCGACGGCGACGACGGUGAACGCGUUCUACUCGGCCACGCUCAACUCCGUCACGUUCCCGGCCGGCAUCCUGCAGCCGCCCUUCUACGGGAACGGCAUCGAAGCAAUCAACUACGGGUCUAUUGGUGCCAUAAUGGGUCACGAAGUCACACAUGGAUUUGAUGAUCAAGGUCGGAGGUACGACGAGGAGGGCAACCUGAAGCAGUGGUGGUCGGCAGCCACCCUGGAACACUACCACUCCAAGGUCCAGUGCAUCAUCGACCAGUACAGCAAGUACCACAUGCCGCAGCUACCCAACUAUACCGUGCACGGGUUCAACACGCAGGGCGAGAACAUCGCGGACAACGGCGGGCUGCGAGCGGCCCUCCGCGCCUACAACUUAUUCUCGACGCGCACACCCAUCACGCGGCGGGACGCGCUGCCCGGCCUGCCCGCCUACACGCCCGACCAGCUCUUCUUCCUGGGCUUCGCGCAGAUCUGGUGCGGAAACUCAACGGUGGGUGCUCUGAAAUCCAAAAUGGUGGAGGGCGUCCACAGUCCGAACAAAAUCCGUGUGAUAGGCACCCUCAGCAACUCCAAGGAGUUCGCGGAGGCGUGGAACUGCCCGCAGGGCUCGCCCAUGAACCCCCCCCACAAGUGUGUGCUGUGGUGA
Arctia plantaginis is the source of this 2256-nucleotide messenger RNA. Lineage: Eukaryota; Metazoa; Arthropoda; Insecta; Lepidoptera; Erebidae. The record is from the annotation of a GenBank genome assembly.